Molecule: messenger RNA, 2485 nt
Organism: Pangasianodon hypophthalmus (striped catfish)
Lineage: Eukaryota; Metazoa; Chordata; Actinopteri; Siluriformes; Pangasiidae
Gene: morn4
Product: MORN repeat containing 4
Exons: 4
Coding region: 790-1230 (146 amino acids)
Source: RefSeq, a predicted model, not a curated record
ACCUUCCCAGAAAUGAAUCUAACGGUCACAUUCCCAGACAGACGAGCACUCCACUGAGUAACUGAGUCAACGGCGUUCCCGUAAUUUCCACAGCCAACCAAUCAGCAAGCGGCUUGAAUGCAUAGCUAAGAAAAGCGUUCAAUCAAACACGCCGAUGUUCAGGAAGUGCACUGUGCAGGCUGCGUUGCCAAGAGAGCAGUGCGCGAGAGGAGAAGCGCGCUAGAGGCUGCCGCAGAGCAGAGAGCUCAACACCGCUGUCUUUUUUCCCUCAGGAAACCGAUAUAUUCACACAUUUUCAAAGGAGUUUUAAUGCUUUUGCGACAACAAGGACAUUAUACAGGUAAACGCGUUUGUAUUUCGGCUCGUCCCCCAGAGCAGAGCGGUAUCAGAGCUAGCCUGAAAUCUUGCCCAGCUCUAGCCUGCCCUGAGCGCUCUACAGAUGCAGGCGACACUGCGAUUACUUGCUAAUUCAUUGUAAAUUAUUUAGGCAACGACAAUUUUGCGCCAUUAUUUCCUGUCUAGUCUCUCCACAUAAAAAAUUAAAGACUGAAAAUGGUGCCACGGUUACCUCACCGUCGAGACAGCUUUGGGUGUCUUCAUUCAACCAUAUGCUCCAGUCUACAGUAAUAUGUCUACAAUUCUGUCCUUCCCUUGUGGAGAACAAACCAAACCUCCUGGUUUACAUCAUUACACAGCACAUAUAGUGUGAAAGCUUCCUGAACGUCUAAGUUAUUAGACUCUUUCAGUGUUAUAAUAAUAAUAAUACUGUGUUGGCAGGGUGGUCGAGGUAUGACACUGACCAGGGGCUCCUUCACUUACUCAACUGGAGAAGAGUACAGUGGUGAAUGGAAGGAAGGAAGGAGACAUGGUGUAGGGCAACUGAAGUUCUCUGACGGCACUUGUUACAAGGGUCACUUUGAGAAUGGCCUGUUCCAUGGCUCUGGGGUCUUAAUGUUCCCUGAUGGAUCCAGGUAUGAAGGUGAAUUUGCCCAAGGAAAAUUCCAAGGUGUUGGAGUUUUUAGCAGAUUCGACGGGAUGAAGUUUGAAGGAGAAUUCAAAAAUGGCCGUGUGGAAGGACAUGGCUUACUGACAUUUCCGGAUGGUUCUCAUGGCAUUCCACGGAACGAGGGGCUCUUUUCUGACAACAAGCUGCUGAAACGGGAGAAGAGCCAGGCGGUGGUGCAGCGGGCCCGGAGCUCAGCCUGCACUGCACGCAGCCUCUCUUUAUGAUCAGCACACUAAUGAUCUGAUAAUCACAAUGCUGCUGCUCUCAGAUCAGCUUCCCAAACUCCACUCCUACUGCAGAGGCAAACAUUGCGAGUGAAACUGAUUCAGGAUCUGCACAUAGAGCUCUCUUUCAUGUGGGCGUUGCAGCAGAUCCUCAGGAAUGGAUAACAGGGUUUCCUUUCCCUCUCUCACUCUUUCUCAGUGCUGGUCUGCCUCUGAUGCCUCUAGCUUAAUAUAUAUAUAUUUAAAAAAAAAACUGGGCAAGGUUAUUAUUGCUGCAUUAAUAUGAACUAUUUCAUCUUAGAUAUGGAGAAACCAAAGUCACCAUCAACAACAUGGGGCUACCGAGUGUUCUGUAUGAGGAGUCAGUGUGUAACAGUGAGUUUAUUUGCCUUUGUGAGACUGUGAUUGUGCACCUUCUUUAUUAUUUAUCUAUUUAUUUAACAUGUUUGUUUAUUUAAAUGUUAUUUCAAGCACUUUUUCAUUUUGGUAGAAACAAUCUGACUUAAAUAUAAAUUCACUUAAAUGUAUAUUAAAAUGUAAUAUCUGGAUUUGUAUAUACCUCAUGAAAAAUGACACUGUAUAUCCAGUAUUGAUGUUCGAGAUAAUCAGAAGCCUAUACACGUGGUGGACGUAUUUUGAGUACAAAGCCGAUUAUGUGCUUUUAAUUGAAAUCAGGCAGUCUGGACAAUGAAGAGUCUAAGCAGGCGAUCCUCCUGAAUGUGUGUAUUCUCACCAGUGUGUUUCAUUUAUCUUCAUGCACUUUGUGUAGUAUUUUCUUGAUGUAUGGACCGAAAGUUUUAGUCAGGCUCUACUGACUAUAAUUAUUGUAACUGCACUGUAAAAGCAUGUAUCUGAUCAUUUUUAUUCAGAAUGGUGUGGGGGGACCGAGAAGUUUGCCUCUUUUAUCUUCACCAUAAUAGCCAGGAAUGGUGUGUAUCUUCUAAGAACUAACAUAACCAUGGGUGUGGCUGUAGUCCAUUGAUCCAUAUGUCAGUGGUGUAUUCUGCUUAUCACUCAGUUUUUAUCACUCAGUAAUAAUUCUAUUUUGAUCCUCCAGGUAACAACUGCCGGAUAUUGAGAAAACAGAUUCAAAAGCUGGCUGUCAGCAGGGGAAGGAACAAAAACUAGAUUUUUAAAACAGAAAGGGGCUACACUACACCUACUACUUCUUAGCACUGACAAGGAAUGAGACUGAUACAAUAGAUGCCUAAAUAUUGAUGACAAACUAUAUAUAUAUAUAUAUAUAUAUAUAUAU